Messenger RNA from Rhagoletis zephyria (snowberry fruit fly), 774 nucleotides. The record is from RefSeq and is a predicted model, not a curated record. NCBI's taxonomy places the organism in Eukaryota, Metazoa, Arthropoda, Insecta, Diptera, Tephritidae.
AUGGGACGAGUUAUCCGCGCCCAGCGAAAAGGUGCUGGAUCGGUCUUCAAGAGCCACAACAAGCACCGCAAGGGAGCCCCCAAGUUCCGCUCCAUCGACUUUGCCGAACGCCAUGGCUACAUCAAGGGAGUCGUGAAGGAAAUCAUCCACGACCCAGGCCGUGGAGCACCGCUGGCCAAUGUCGUCUUCCGCGACCCGUACAAGUACAAGCUGCGCAAGGAGCUGUUCAUCGCUGUCGAAGGCAUGUACACCGGCCAGUUUGUGUACGCCGGUCGCAAGGCCAACCUGCAAGUUGGCAAUGUGCUGCCCAUCGGCACCAUGCCCGAAGGUACCAUUGUCUGCAACCUGGAGGAGAAGGCCGGUGACCGCGGCAAGCUUGCUCGCGCCUCGGGCAACUACGCCACUGUCAUCUCCCACAAUCCCGACACCAAGAAAACUCGCGUGAAGCUUCCAUCGGGCGCCAAGAAGGUGAUCCAGUCGGCUAACCGAGCCAUGGUGGGCAUCGUCGCCGGUGGCGGUCGAAUUGACAAGCCUAUCCUGAAGGCCGGUCGCGCCUACCACAAGUACAAGGCGAAGAGGAACUCGUGGCCGAAGGUGCGUGGUGUGGCCAUGAACCCUGUCGAGCAUCCCCACGGUGGUGGUAACCAUCAGCACAUCGGCAAGGCCUCCACCGUCCGAAGAGACGCCAGCGCCGGUAAGAAGGUCGGUCUCAUCGCUGCCCGCCGAACUGGUCGUAUUCGUGGUGGUAAGAAGGAGGUCAAGGAAGACAAAUAA